AUCGCCAUACUGGGCGAACGUGACCGAAGACAGAACGAAAAUGAGUACUCAAGUGUGUGUCACGUCGCAGUUAUUUCGUUCAUAACAGAGGUUUUAUUUUGACAGUGAGAUUCGUGAGCAACUGGCGCGAUGUACAGCGGACCGUUGAAGAACUGAGGGAAACUGAAAAGCAUAAAUCCGCUGAGGGAACAGCGUAAGAUCAGAAAUAUCGGAGCUCGACUUCUUAGACGACUGGCUGUUCCUGCAUGUGUCACAACGAGUGCCACUUCUGUGCGUGCGCGCCUAUUUCCUCUGACUCUUAUUUUUCUUAAUAUUUUUAUCGUUAAUACCUACCAACGGUUACAAAGACGGUGACGGCGACGACGACGAGACAGUUAAAGACGACGACGACGACGAAGACGAAGACGAAGACGAAGACAAGACUAAGGACGAAAACGACGGAGACGGCAAAGCCGACGGCGGCGAGGACGACGGAAACGACGACAACAACGACGACUACGACGACGACAACGACGGCGACGACGACGACGGAUACGACGAAGCCGACGGCGACGACGACGACGACGACGACGACGACGACGACGACGACGAAGACGACGAAGACGACGACGACCUCGACUAGGCCUACAAAUCUUUAAGACUGAAGAUUCCUCAAACUACCAAUGAGUUUGGCCGUGUUGCGCUGUGUUCGGUCCUACUCCUUUUACUAAUUGCGUGUGUGAUGCCCGGGAGUCGCUCCAGCACGGACCCAGAUCAUAAGUCACCGCGAGAAAGUGGUGAGGACUCCGAGGAUGAAAGCGAGAUCCUGGAAGAGAGCCCCUGUGGGCGGUGGCUCAAACGCCGGGAGGAGGAUGCCGCAUGCUACACGUCUUUCUUGUUACUUUUUUCAUUUGCCCGAGUCAUUGUGCAUUUACAAGGAAAGAAUAAUGCUGUGGUUUUGAUAAAUCCUAACGAGGUAAAGGAAUAGGCAAACACAUGAUGCAAUAUGAUGUCUCUCUGUGCUACUGUUUUGUUAACAGUAGGGUAUUCAUGGUAUAUGUAGGUUCUAAACCAACAUCAGCCGAAGGAACUAGCUUUGGUACAACCAGAGGUAGUGAAAACGAAACAACUGAAAUGGAGGUAGAGCAACAAGAUGUUCCAGGAAUUGACUGUGCUUAUUUAGCAAUGGAUACAGAGGAAGGUGUAGAAGUUGUAUGGAAUGAGGUACAAUUUUCAGAAAGGAAAAACUUUAAAGCACAAGAAGAAAAGAUACAACUUGUUUUUGAGAAUCUCACACAAUUGGAGCAUCCUAAUAUUGUCAAAUUUCAUAGGUACUGGACGGAUACCCACAAUGACAAACCACGAGUUAUAUUUAUAACAGAAUAUAUGUCAUCCGGAUCCUUGAAACAGUUCCUAAAACGAACCAAACGUAAUGUAAAAAAAUUGCCUCUCCAAGCAUGGAAACGGUGGUGUACGCAAAUACUUUCUGCAUUAAGUUAUCUGCAUUCCUGUUCUCCUCCUAUUAUUCAUGGGAAUCUUACAUGCGAUACUAUAUUUAUUCAACAUAAUGGACUUGUAAAAAUUGGCUCAGUGGCACCUGAUGCAAUUCAUCAUCAUGUCAAGACUUGUAGAGCUAAUAUGAAGAAUAUGCAUUUUGUUGCUCCUGAAUAUGGAAAUUCUGUGACACCCGCUAUUGAUAUUUACUCUUUCGGAAUGUGCGCAUUAGAAAUGGCGGCACUUGAAAUUCAAGGGAAUGGCGAUAGCGGAACAAUUGUUACUGACGAAAACAUCAGGAAAACAAUCGAAUCUUUAGAUGAUAGUCAACAGAAAGAUUUUAUACGCAAGUGUCUCGAAGUGGAUCCUCUGUGUAGGCCAAGUGCUAGAGAACUACUAUUCCAUCCGGUUUUGUUUGAAGUACAUUCUCUAAAGCUUCUUGCGGCACAUGCCUUGGUCAACUCGGCCACAAACAUUUCCGAAACGAUAACGGAUGAAGUUUUGCAAAGGCUGUAUGGUCCAGAUACGGUAGUCGCAGAAAUAAAAUACCAAGGUCGAUCGGUACAACAAAUUCGCUUAAGUGACAUACCUGUUACAGAAAAGUUAGAAAAAUUUGUUGAAGAUGUAAAAUACGGAAUAUAUCCCUUAACCGCAUUUAUGGCAAAAUUGCCUCCACCUGCUCGACCUAGAGCUAUAUCUCCAGAGGUAACAGAAUCUGUUAAAUCUGUAACACCGGAACCAGUAGAUGUGGAAUCACGAAGGGUAGUUAAUAUGAUGUGUAAUGUUAAACCUAGAGAAGAAAGUUGUGAAUUACUUAUGACAAUAUUGUUACGAAUGGAUGAUAAAAUGAAUAGGCAGCUGACGUGCCCUGUGACUCAAUCAGAUACUUCAUUGAUCCUUGCACAGGAACUUGUACACUUUGGAUUUAUUAACGAAAAUGAUCGCGAUAAAAUAGCCAAUUUAAUUGAAGAAGCAUUGAGAAGUUGUUUCAAUAAGCAAAUGAUGAUGCCAGGGAUGGUGUCGUUAACCAAUCUUCCUACACAGACUACUUUGUUGCUGCCUGGUCCAGAAUUUUCCUGUUUACAGCACUUUGAUAACUCUGUGUGCAAUGCUGCGACAUCCAACAGUGAUAAUGCAAUUAAUUUGCUGCCAAAAAUCUCAGGUCUCUCUGUGUCAAGUAAUAAAACGAAUAAAAGUCACGAUGAAGUAGAACCACCAACGAUUACCGAAAGUGGUAGUUAACCAUCCAGGACGUCUGGUAAAUCAGUUCACUGUGCCACUUUGCACGCUCUAUGUAUAGACUGGCUAUGUAUUUUUAUAUUUAAGUAAAGAGAAGAAGAGAUUGAAAGUAUAGGAGAAGAGGCGCCGUGGCUACAUCACUAAGCUAAUCGCAAUUCUAGUAUGAACGAAUAGUACGCUUGUGCAAAGCAUUUCAUGACAGUCAAGUACUAACAAUCCAAACUUUUAACAUUUUUAAAAGUUUUAAGCCUUGUUUUUAAUCAUCGGAAAUAAGGUCACUGCAAGCAUAUUUUGCUUUUAAAGGGAUGUUUUUUUAUCGAGGAAAUCACGAAAAUACGUUUUUUGAAACAUGCCUUUCUCGUAUUCGUUGCAAUAGAAGCUCGAUCUAAGUGUUACUACUUUAUGCACAACCAUGGGAAUGCUUAAUAAAGUAGCAACGAUCUUCGUUACGAACGAUAUGGACAGAUAUACAGUUGGGAUUAUUAUAUUAUUUUUAUUUGAAAAUUUUAAAUUAACGAGUGUAAAAUGAAAUUUUGUGAUAUAAAUAUAAAGGAAAUGGCCAUUACAUUAUAAAUGUACACGAAUAAUGCUUUAUUGUAUCAUACAUGUACGAAUAAGCGUUGUGCCAUCAAAUAUCUUGUAUAGUAAGACAAAACAGCUCAUUAUGAAUCAGCACUAUUUACUUAUAUGCGUUUAUAUUAAAAAUUUUUUAACUGUUCAAGAAUGAAUAAUGCUCAAUAUGGUGCUAAUAAAAAGCUAAUAGCAUUUAACAUAAAAAAAAAAAAAAUUACUUUAUCUACACAUUCCGGAUCGAUAAAUAGUAUCGCGCCAAUGAUUUGUAUCACGAUAUAAUAAUUGCUCUUUUAAAUGAUGCAACACACAACGUUUUUGUAAUUUUUGCAAUUUUCCAAUAUCGAAUUUAAUUUUUUAUGAAGAUUUAGUGAAGACGAGAUGAUAUGAUAUGAUAUGAUAUAUGAUAUGAUAUGAUAUGAUAUGAUAUGAUAUGAUGCGGUAUGAUGUGGUAUGGUAUGGUAUGGUAUGAUGUGGCGUGUGACGUUUAGCGUGCGCGCGUGCGUGUUCCUUUUUAUUGUAUUCAAUUUUGUCGAGUGGGUAUGCCUAAUUUGAUUUUCAUAAGAAACAAAAGGAUGCCACGGCCCUGUUAUACUUGGGUAUUAUUGAUGUGAUUAAAUCAUCGUUAUUAAAUCUCGAUAAAAUUAGCUGAAAUCCUUGUAAAUAAUUUAUAUUUUUAAGAAAAUCUGUUGAAACAGAAAACUAGUCAUAUAGGUAUAUUUGAGUGCUAACAAACUAACACCGACCUUGUUAUGUCUUUUGCAUUUGUAACACAAAUAUGUGCUUGGCAAAAACAUAUUGCUGCAAUUUCAUACCUCAUUAAAAUCGAUUUCAGUGACACAUCUCACUUUGCAAAUGACUAACCAUUAGUGGUAAUCUUACCAACAACAUAAAUUUUGACUUUAAAUAUGUAAGUAGAUUAUCGAAAUUAAAAUCAAUGUAUAGCUUUGUAAUUCGAAUUAUAAAAAAUGAAAAAAGUACGAUGACUGAAGCGUGGAUAUUAUGACCGGACUGUACGAUGACAAUGGUGAAAUAAAUACUGUAAUUCCGAA
Molecule: messenger RNA, 4334 nt
Organism: Vespula vulgaris
Lineage: Eukaryota; Metazoa; Arthropoda; Insecta; Hymenoptera; Vespidae
Gene: Madm
Product: nuclear receptor-binding protein homolog
Exons: 12
Coding region: 976-2715 (579 amino acids)
Biological process (GO): endoplasmic reticulum to Golgi vesicle-mediated transport; protein phosphorylation; intracellular signal transduction
Cellular component (GO): endomembrane system; cytoplasm
Molecular function (GO): ATP binding; protein serine/threonine kinase activity
Source: RefSeq, a predicted model, not a curated record